Molecule: messenger RNA, 11084 nt
Organism: Capra hircus (goat)
Lineage: Eukaryota; Metazoa; Chordata; Mammalia; Artiodactyla; Bovidae
Gene: MYO15A
Product: myosin XVA
Exons: 65
Coding region: 173-10615 (3480 amino acids)
Cellular component (GO): cytoskeleton; myosin complex
Molecular function (GO): cytoskeletal motor activity; protein binding; ATP binding
Source: RefSeq, a predicted model, not a curated record
CUGGCCAGAAGGAGCUUGGCUGAACCUUCCCAGGCCACAGGGCUGGUCCCAGCUGCUCUGAGUCAAAGGAGGCUGCAUGUCCAGCCACAGGCAGGACACUCGGCAAAUCCCCGUGUCCCCAAGGUCCUGAGCUUGUGACACCAGACGAUCUGGGAGGGAGCAGGUGACCACCAUGGCAAAGGAAGAUGAGGAUGAGAAGAAAGCCAAGAAAGGGAAGAAGGGGAAGAAGGCUCCGGAGCCGGAGAAGCCCAAGCGGAGCCUGAAGGGGACGUCACGGCUGUUCAUGGGAUUUCGAGACCGCACGCCCAAGAUCUCCAAGAAGGGCCAGUUCCGGAGCGCGUCAGCCUUCUUCUGGGGCCUCCACAAAGGCCCCCAGAAGACCAAACGCAAGAAGAAGGCGCGCACGGUGCUCAAAUCCACGUCGAAGCUCAUGACGCAGAUGCGCGUCGGCAAGAAGAAGCGCGCCAUGAAGGGCAAGAAGCCGUCUUUCAUGGUGAUCCGCUUCCCCGGACGGCGGGGCUACGGCCGCCUGCGCCCGCGUGCCCAGUCGCUCAGCAAAGCGUCCACGGCCAUCAACUGGCUCACUAAGAAGUUCCUCAUCAAGAAGGCCGAGGAAUCGGGCAGCACGCAGGCCUCGCUAGAUGCCUGGCUGGACCGCUCGGGCUCCCGCGUGGGCUCGCGCAAGCUGCCCUUCCCAUCGGGUGCUGAGAUCUUGCGGCCAGGGGGCCGCCUGCGCCGGUUCCCGCGCGCCCACAGCAUCUACGCGUCGGGCGAGCCCGUGGGCUUCCUGCCCUUUGAGGACGAGGCCCCGUUCCGGCACUCGGGCUCCCGCAGGUCGCUGUACGGGCUUGAGGGCUUCCAGGACCUGGGCGAAUACUACGACUACCACCGCGAGGGCGAUGACUACUACGACCAGCAAUCGCUAUACCGGUACGAGGAGGAGCAGGAGCCCCUUCAGGGCGCCUAUGGCCCCCAUGGCCCAGCCUGGCCGCCCUACGACUACGCGCACCGGUACGUGCCUGAGGACCCCUACGACUACUACGGCCCUGACUACUACAGCGGCUCCUUCUACCCCGACUACACCUUCGGCUACGGCUACGGCUACGACGACUACGAGCCCCCCUACGCGCCCCCGUCGGCGUCCGCGUCUCCCUACAGCUACUACGACGCCUACGCGGGGGAGGUGCACCCGCACAGCUACUACCCGGAGACCUACGCCCCGCCCGAGGCGCUCUACCCGCCAUACCCACCCUACGACCUGGCCUACGAGCUCCCGUAUGCUGCGCCCCACCUGGAUCCCUACGCGCAGCCCUACGGUGUCCCCUUCGCGGAAGGCACCUACGGUGGGGCCCAGGCAGUCUACCCCCCCGAAGGGCCCUAUCUUCCGCCCCAGCAGUCGGCCUUCGCAUACCCGUGGGUGCCUCCGCCCAUUCUGUCACCCCACAACCCAUACGCCCACCCGAUGGAUGACAUAGCGGAGCUGGAGGAGCCCGAGGAGGCGGGCAGCGAACAGCCGGCCACCUCCUUUCGCCUGCCCAGUGCCGCCUUCUUCGAGCAGCAGGGCAUGGACAAGCCUGCUAGGUCCAAGCUGUCCCUCAUCCGCAGGUUCCGCCUCUUCCCGCGGCCCCAAGUGAAGCUGUUCGGGAAGGAGAAGUUGGAGGUGCCCCUGCCGCCCUCCCUGGACAUCCCUCUGCCCCUGGGGGAUGCAAAUGAAGACGAGGAAGAGGACGAAAUGCCGCCGCUGCCCCCGGGCCCUUAUGGCCACCCCUUCUGGGGCUUCCUCACGUCGCGCCAGCGCCACCUCCAGCGCGCCCUCUCGGCCUUCGGCGGCCCCCGGGGCCUGGGCUUCAGCCCUGACUUCAGCCGCCACGCACCACGCCCGGCUACCUCGCUAGCGCGGUUCCUCAAAAACACCCUGUCGGAAAAGGAGCCCAUCCCGCGGCUCAGGGGCAGCCGGAAGGCCCAGGCGCGAGGCCCGGCGGUCAGGGAGGCAGCUUACAAGCGCUUCGGCUACAAACUGGCGGGCAUGGACUCCGAGCGGCCCAGCACGCCCAUCGUGCUGCGCAGGGCGCAAGCACGCGCGCGCAACAACAACAACUCCCACCGCCCUGCGACCCCGCCGCGCACCUCACGUCUGCGCCCCAGCCCCAUCCCCGGCCCAGCGCCCACCCCAACCCUCGCCCCGCCCCUCGGCCUGGCCGCAGGCCUGCCCCCGGCCAUCUCGCCCUACAGCUCCCUCCGUCUGCACCCGCCACCCUGGGCUGCCCCAGCUCACGUGCCCCUCGCACCCCAGGCCAGCUGGCGGGCCUUGGCAGAGGCCCCACCCCUGAUCCCUGAGGGGCUCCCAGACCCACUGGCCUUCCCCGGACCCCGGCCAUCCUUCAGGGGCUCUCGCCACCGGGGGGCUGCCUUCGGCUUCCCUGGACCCUCACCCCAACCCUCACUGAGGAGCCGGCCCGGUUUGGGCUACUGCUCGCCACAGGGGCCCCUGUCCCCCCAGCCCUCCAUCCGCGCCAUCCCCUUCCGGCCGCCCUUCUCGCCACCACCCCGCCGUCCCCACUCGCUGCGGGAGCCACCAUCUCCAUGCCGAGCCUCACCACGCCCUGGCGCACUCCACUCACCUUUGCUGGCCCCCCCGCGGCCGCCUUCACCGCCCCCUCUGCUGGGUUCCGGCCCACGGCACCGCUCGCUCAACCUGCCCUCGCGCCUCCCGCGCACGUGGCGCCGCCUCAGUGAGCCGCCCACCAGGGCCGUAAAGCCCCGGCCCCGCCAGCCCUUCCUGCUACCGCAGGGGCCUGGGUCUUGGCAUGCGGCUGCUGCUGCUCCUGAGUGCCCAGAGAGCCAAGGCGAGCCCGAGGACUCAGAAACACCCUGGACAGUGCCCCCGCUGGCCCCAAGCUGGGAUGUGGACAUGCCUGCCACCCAGCGCCCACCCUCACCCUGGCCUGGAGGCCCUGGCAGCCUCCGUGGCUUCUCCAGGCCACCCCCUGUGCCCUCGAGCUCCUUCCUCCAGCACGGGGGCCCAGUGCCCUCCCCUGCUUUCCAGGCUGAAGACCUAGCCUCUGACUCAACCCGCGUUUUCCUGGGGAGACACCAGGACCCAGGACCCGGACAGCUGACCGAAUCAGCCAGCCCCAGCCCCAAGAAGCCUGAAGAAGAGGCCUGCCCAGGGGAUGCCCAGACACCAACAGAGCCUGAGCCCCCAGCCCCAACACCCUCCAGGGAUGUCCCCUCAGAUCAGAAAGCACUGAGGCUCAGUCUCUCCAACCCGCUGGCUGCUUCUGACCAGAUGAGAGCCACAUGGCCACCAUGGCGCCGGUGGGGGACACUGCCCAGUGCCCCAGCCCCCUUGACGCCCAAGGAGGCCCCAGGACCCCUGCCCAAGGCAGGUGAACGGUUCCAGGCAAGUCCUGGGCGUUUUGCAGUGGUCAUGCCUCGUAUACAGAAGCUGAGCUCCUUCCAGCGAGCUGGUCCUGCCCCUCUGCAGCCCCCUGUCCGGCUGACCCAGGAGCCAGAGCCCAUCCCCAGGCCAAGAGCCUGGAGUCUGCUCUGGUCCCGCCUCUGGCUGCCUGUGGAGGCCCACCAACCCCAGCUGCAAGUACCCACCCGCCCCCUGUCCUGUCGCCUGGGCCCUGGAGCUGCUGGCCUGCCCCAUGGGGGCCCCUUGGAAGAGGUUGGCACCAAAGGCUUGUGGAGCAAGAUGCACUCCAUCCGCAACCUGCCAUCCACGCAGCUCCGCGAGCAGCAGCAAGAGGACGGCGUGGAGGACAUGACGCAGCUCGAAGACCUCCAGGAGACCACCGUGCUGGCCAACCUCAAGACCAGAUUUGAACGGAACCUCAUCUAUACGUAUAUCGGCAGCAUCCUGGUGUCGGUGAACCCGUACCAGAUGUUUGGAAUUUAUGGGCCAGAGCGGGUGCAGCAGUACAGCGGGCGGGCCCUGGCCGACAACCCCCCCCACCUCUUUGCAAUCGCAAAUCUCGCCUUCGCCAAAAUGCUCGAUGCCAAACAGAACCAGUGCAUAAUUAUCAGCGGAGAGAGCGGCUCGGGAAAAACCGAGGCCACGAAGCUGAUUCUGCGCUACCUGGCUGCCAUGAGUCAGAAGCGGGGCGUCACGCGGCAGAUAAAGAUCCUGGAGGCCACACCCCUCCUGGAGUCCUUUGGUAAUGCCAAAACCGUCAGGAACGACAACUCCAGCCGCUUCGGGAAGUUUGUGGAGAUCUUUCUGGAAGGGGGCGUGAUCUCUGGUGCCAUAACCUCCCAGUACCUGCUCGAGAAAUCCAGGAUCGUGUUUCAGGCCAGAAACGAGAGGAACUACCACAUCUUCUAUGAGCUUCUGGCUGGGCUGCCUGCCCAGCUUCGGCAGGCCUUCAGCCUUCAGGAGGCCGAGACCUACUACUACCUGAACCAGGGUGGAAACUGUGAGAUCUCAGGGAAGAGCGAUGCGGACGACUUCCGCCGGCUGCUGGCCGCCAUGGAGGUGCUGGGCUUCAGCGCGGAGGACCAGGACAGCAUCUUCCGCAUCCUGGCCUCCAUCCUGCACCUGGGCAACGUCUACUUUGAGAAGGACGAGACGGACGCACAGGAGGUGGCCUCAGUGGUGAGCGCCCGGGAGAUCCAGGCCGUGGCCGAGCUGCUGCAGGUCUCCCCCGAGGGCCUGCAGAAGGCCAUCACCUUCAAAGUGACCGAGACCAUGAGAGAGAAGAUCUUCACCCCCCUGACGGUGGAGAGCGCCGUGGAUGCCAGGGAUGCCAUCGCCAAGGUGCUGUAUGCAUUGCUCUUCAGCUGGCUCAUCGCCAGGGUCAAUGCACUGGUGUCCCCACAGAAGGGCGCGCUGUCCAUCGCUGUCCUGGACAUCUAUGGCUUCGAGGACCUGAGCUUCAACAGCUUUGAGCAGCUGUGCAUAAACUAUGCGAACGAGAGCCUCCAGUACCUCUUCAACAAGAUCAUCUUCCAGGAAGAGCAGGAGGAGUACAUGCGUGAACAGAUCGACUGGCGGGAGGUCACCUUCGCCGACAACCAGCCCUGCAUCAACCUCCUCUCGCUGAAACCCUACGGCAUCCUACGCAUCCUCGAUGACCAGUGCUGCUUCCCCCAGGCCACAGACCACACAUUUCUGCAGAAGUGCCAUUACCACCAUGGCGCCAACCCACUCUACUCCAAGCCCAAGAUGCCGCUGCCCGAGUUCACCAUCAAGCACUAUGCGGGCAAAGUCACCUACCAGGUGCACAAGUUCCUGGACAAGAACCACGACCAGGUGCGCCAGGACGUGCUGGACCUGUUUGUGCGGAGCCGGACUCGGGUGGUAGCACACCUCUUCUCCAGCCAUGCCCCGCAGGCUGCCCCUCAGCGCCUGGGCAAGAGCAGCUCCGUCUCCCGGCUCUACAAGGCGCACACGGUGGCUGCCAAGUUCCAGCAGUCACUUCUGGACCUGGUGGAAAAGAUGGAGAGGUGUAACCCCUUGUUCGUCCGGUGUCUGAAGCCCAACCACAAGAAGGAGCCAGGCCUCUUUGAGUGUGAUGUGGUGACGGCCCAGUUACGCUAUUCAGGGCUGCUGGAGACUGUGCGGAUUCGGAAGGAGGGCUUUCCAGUGCGACUGCCCUUCCAGGUGUUCAUCGACAGGUACCGCUGUCUAGUGGCCCUCCAGCACAACCUGCCAGCCAGUGGGGACAUGUGUGUGUCGGUGCUGAGCCGCCUAUGCACGGUCACACCAAACAUGUAUUGUGUUGGUGUCAGCAAGCUCUUCCUGAAGGAGCACUUGCACCAGCUGCUGGAGGGCAUGCGGGACCACGUCCUAAGCCUGGCGGCUGUCACGCUACAGCGCUGCCUCCGUGGCUUCUUUGUCCAGCGCCGUUUCCGCUCCCUACGCCGCAAGAUCAUCCUGCUGCAGAGCCGGGCCCGCGGCUACCUGGCCAGGCAGCGGUAUCAGCAGAUGAGGAGGCGUCUGGUGAAGUUCCGGGCCCUGGUGCACACAUAUACGAGCCACCGGCGUUACCUCAAGCUGAGGGCGGAGCGGAGGCUCCGGGUGGAGGAGGCAUGGCUGCGGGAGCAGGAGGAGCUGAGCAAGCGGCAGGUGGUGGCCGUGGGGCACCUGGAGGUCCCGGUGGAGCUGGCUGGGCUCUUGCGAGCCGUAGCGGGCCUCAGGACAGCCCAGGGGCCCCGGGUGGCCCUUGUGCGGACUCCCCGGCUUCGGGCCGAGCCCCGGGUCACGCUGCCCCUGGACAUCAACAACUACCCCAUGGCCAAGUUUGUCCGGUGCCACUUCAAGGAGCCUGCCUUCGGGAUGCUGACCGUGCCCCUGAGGACGCCCCUCACGCGGUUGCCGGCGGAGUACCACGUGGAGGCUGUGGGCAUCUUCAAGCUGAUCCUACGUUUCAUGGGCGACCCCCAGCUGCACGGCGCCCGGGACUACGUCUUUGGGAGCUACAUCGUGCAGAAGGGACUGGCAGUGCCCGAGCUGCGGGACGAGAUCCUGGCGCAACUGGCCAACCAGGUGUGGCGCAACCCCAGCUCCCACAACGCCGAGCGGGGCUGGCUCCUGCUGGCCGCCUGCCUCAGCGGCUUCGCACCAUCCCCGCGCCUGGACAAAUACCUGCUCAAGUUUGUGUCUGAUCACGGGCAGGGUGGCUUCCAGGCCGUGUGUCAGCAUCGACUCAUGCAGGCCAUGGUCUCUGGGGCUGCCCGCACCUUCCCUCCGACUCAGCUUGAGUGGACAGCCACCCAGGAGAAGGCUGGCAUGGCACUGGAUGUAGGCUGCUUCAACGGUGACUUGUUCUCCUGUCCGGUGCAGUCCUGGAGUACGGGGGAGGAGGUGGCCGGAGACAUUCUGAGGCACAGGGGGCUGGUUGAUGGCUGGCGAGGCUGGACAGUGGCCAUGAAGAACGGGGUCCAGUGGGCAGAGCUGGCCGGCCAUGACUACGUAUUGGACCUGGUGUCGGACCUCGAACUGCUCAGGGAGUUCCCUCGACGGAAAGCCUACUUCCUCGUGGGUGUGGAGGGGCCCCUAGCCUGCAGGGGAGGCCUCAGGGUGUUUGGAAACAGCUGGGACUCGGACGAUGACGCACCUACCAAGCCCCAGCCCCAGGGGCUCGUGCCUGUAGUGGCCGACUCGGAUGGGUACUGCAGCCACAAUGAGAACGACUCAGACAGCCUUGGAGAGCCCGCUGUGCCCCACAAGGGGUUGGACUGCUACCUGGACAGCCUCUUCGACCCCGUGCUGUCCUGCGGGGAUGCGGACCUGGAGAAGCCAACAGCCAUUGCCUACCGCAUGAAAGGGGGAGGCCAGCCUGGUGGAGAUGGCAGCAGCAGCACUGAAGGCCCCCCCAGGAGACCCCCAGAGCCAAAGCCAAUUCCAGGCCUGGACGCCUCCACAUUGGCCCUGCAGCAAGCCUUCAUCCACAAGCAGGCCGUACUUCUGGCCCGGGAGAUGACCCUGCAGGCCAUGGCACUCCAGCAGCAGCCCCUGAGUCCUACCCCGAGACCCUUCCCCCCAGAGAAACCCUUAGCGUCAGAGGCCCGGCCGAAGUUCGUAGGCACUGGACUCCCAGCCAAGCCCGUGCUCCUGCGCUCUGCUCCGAAGCCUGUGGCCCCCGCCCCUCUGGCCAAGGCCCCAAGGCCCCCCACCAAGCCCGUGGCUGCCCCCAUUCUGCCUCAGGGCUGGGCUUCUCCAGAAAGCACCUCGCCCUGCCUGGAGCCGGUCCGGUCCUCAACCCUCAACUCGGAGCACUUCCCACAACCCACACAGCAGAUCAAGGACAUUGUCAGGCAGCACCAGCAGCUGCCCCGGGGGGGCCAGCCGGAGGCCUUCAGGAAGGACGGCGGGAGGGUGUUCGUAAAGCAGCCUGAUCCCCAUGAGGAGGCCCUGACGAUCCUGAGGGGGCAGAUGAGCCCCCCAGUGGCAGCACCCGGCACCCAGGUCCCCAGAGAGGCCGUGGCCUUGGUGAAGCCAGUGACCAGCACACAGCGGCCAUCCAUGGGGCCCGCUCCAGCGCUGCCCUCGCGGUCUCUGGAGCCUCCUGAGGAUCCCGUGCAGACACAGCUGCACCGCCUCCCAAACCCCGACUUCUAUGGCUACCGGGACACCCCCUGGCAGAUCUUCUUGCGCAAAGAGGUGUUCUACCCCAAGGACGACCACAGCCACCCUGUGCAGCUGGACCUCCUGUUCCGCCAGGUCCUGCAUGACACACUCUCCGAGGCCUGCCUGCGCAUCUCUGCGGAGGAGCGGCUCCAGAUGAAAGCCCUGUUUGCUCAGAACCAGCUGGACACGCAGCGGCCUUUGGUGACAGAGAGCGUGAAGCGGGCCGUGGUCAGCACUGCCCGGGACAGUUGGGAGGUCUACUUCUCCCGCCUGUUUCCUGCCACGGGCAGCGUGGGCACUGGGGUGCAGAUGCUGGCUGUGUCCCACACAGGCAUCAAGCUCCUGCGUGUGGUCAAGGGCAGCCACGAGGCGAGUGGGCAGCUGCGGGUACUGCGCACCUACAGCUUUGCGGACAUCCUCUUUGUGACCAUCCCCUCCCAGAACAUGCUGGAGUUCAACUUGGCCAGUGAGAAGGUUAUUCUGUUCUCAGCCCGAGCUCACCAGGUCAAGACCCUGGUGGAUGACUUCAUCCUGGAGCUGAAGAAGGACUCGGACUACGUGGUCGCUGUGAGGAACUUCCUGCCUGAGGACCCUGCGCUGCUGGCCUUCCACAAGGGCGACAUCAUCCACCUGCAGCCCCUGGAGCCGCCUCGACUGGGCUACAGCGCGGGCUGUGUGGUCGGCAAGAAGGUGGUGUACCUGGAGGAGCUGCGGCACCGGGGCCCUGACUUCGGCUGGCGGUUUGGGACCAUCCACGGGCGCGUGGGCCGCUUCCCUUCUGACCUGGUGCAGCCUGCAGCUGCCCCUGACUUCCUACAGCUGCCUGCCGAGCCGGGCCGAGGCCGCGCUGCCGCUGUGGCCGCCGCUGUGGCCUCCACUGCCGCUGCACGGGAGGUGGGCCGCAGGAGGGAGGGGCCCCCAGUCAGAGCUGGCUCCAUGGACCAUGGGGAGGACAGCCUGGCUCUUCCACCGUACACAAUGCUUGAGUUUGCCCAGAAGUACUUCCGAGACCCUCAGAGGAGACCCCAGGAUGGCCUCAGGCUGAAAUCCAAGGAGGGUCGGGAGUCCAGAACCUUGGAGGACAUGCUUUGCUUUACGAAGACCCCGCUCCAGGACUCCCUCAUUGAGUUCAGUGACAGCAGCCUCAACAAGAUGGCUACAGACAUGUUUCUAGCUGUGAUGCGAUUCAUGGGGGAUGCCCCGCUGAAGGGCCAGAGUGAACUGGAUGUGCUGUGCACCCUCCUGAAGCUGUGCAGGGACCAUGAGGUCAUGCGGGACGAGUGUUACUGCCAGGUCGUGAAGCAGAUCACAGACAACACCAGCACCAAGCAGGACAGCUGCCAGCGAGGUUGGAGGCUGCUGUACAUCGUGGCCGCCUACCACAGCUGCUCUGAGGUCCUCCAGCCGCACCUCACCCACUUCCUCCAUGACGUGAGCCGGACCGCAGGCCUGCCCUUCCAGGGGAUUGCCAAGGCCUGUGAGCAGAACCUGAAGAAGACGCUGCGCUUUGGCGGCCGCCUGGAGCUCCCAGGCAGCAUGGAGCUGCGGGCCAUGUUGGCCGGCCGCAGUUCCAAGAGGCAGCUCUUUCUUCUCCCUGGGGGCCUGGAGCGCCAUCUUAAGAUAAAGACAUGCACUGUGGCCCUGGACGUAGUGGAAGAGCUUUGUGCUGAGAUGGCUCUGACCCGCCCCGAGGCCUUUGAUGAGUACGUCAUCUUUGUUGUAACCAACAGAGGCCAGCACGUGUGUCCGCUCAGCCGGCGCGCCUACAUCCUGGAUGUGGCCUCGGAGAUGGCGCAGGUGGACGGUGGCUACGCACUGUGGUUCCGACGUGUGCUCUGGGACCAGCCGCUCAAGUUCGACAACGAGCUCUACGUGACCAUGCACUACAACCAGGUGCUGCCCGACUACCUGAAGGGCCUUUUCAGCAGCGUGCCGGCUGGCCGGCCCAGCGAGCAGCAGCUUCAGCAGGUGUCCAAGCUGGCUGCGCUGCAGCACCGGGCCAAGGACCACUUCUACCUGCCCAGCGCGCGGGAGGCCCAGGGGUACAUCCCAGCCCAGCUGUACCGCACCGAGGCCAACUCGACGUGGCUCCACCUGCUUGGUCAGCACCGGCAGCAGAUGCAGGCGCUCAGCCCCCACCAGGCUCGCGCCCAGUUUCUGGGCCUCCUCAGCGCUUCACCCAUGUUCGGCUCCUCCUUCUUCCUGGUCCAAAGCUGCAGCACCGCGGCUGUGCCAGCCCCCUGCAUCCUCGCUGUCAACCAGAAUGGCCUCAACUUUCUCAGCACUGAGACCCAUGAGCUGAUGGUGAAGUUCCCCCUGAAGGAGAUCCAGUCGACGCGGACCCAGCGGCCCACAGCCGGCUCUAGCUGCCCCUAUGUGGAGGUCGCGCUCGGCGAUGUCACUGCCCAGCACACCGUGCAGCUGCAGCUGGAGCAGGGCCUGGAGCUGUGUCGGGUGGUGGCCGUGCAUGUGGAGAACCUCCUCAGUGCUCGCGAGAAGCGGCUCACGCUGCCCCCCAGCGAGAUCACACUACUCUGACCCAGCCCCCAGGCCCCCGCUGGCAGGAGGCUGGCUGUAUGGUCCCAGAGGAGCUACUGGGCCAGAACCUUUGGAGAGACCAAGAGGCAGUAGGGGGAGAAGCCCAAGUCCCCAGGAACCUGAGAAGACCAACUGAGAGUUGGGAUGGAGUUACAGCAUGCAAACCUGGGGUCAGAUAGCAGGAGGAACUUCCAGGGACUGACCAAUGGGCCCUCCUGCCACCUACCACUGUGGCCCUGCCCUGACCCCUGCUGCGGCAUGGUAGCCCCACACCAGAAGCCUAGGCAAACUGAAUCUGCUUUCACUUCUCCUGGGGUCUGAUGUUCAAAUCUGCUCCAUCUCCCUGUCCUAGCCCCUCAUUUGUCCCCCCCUAUUCCAGAUGCCCUCUGUACUGCUGCUGAGCUUGGAUUCAUGGCUCUUGGUCAUUUCAGUGCAAAUAAAAGGUUCAUCUGGCAGCCUUUUCUCCAUA